Sphaeramia orbicularis (orbiculate cardinalfish) is the source of this 1589-nucleotide messenger RNA. RefSeq names its product Ras suppressor protein 1 (gene rsu1). Gene Ontology annotation, molecular function: protein binding. The record is from RefSeq and is a predicted model, not a curated record. The transcript is spliced from 9 exons. Gene Ontology annotation, cellular component: cytoplasm. Lineage: Eukaryota; Metazoa; Chordata; Actinopteri; Kurtiformes; Apogonidae. Bases 164 to 997 code for a protein of 277 amino acids.
UGCCCUAUUAAGGAAAGUCGGCUCUCAUGUAAACUUCCGGUAGGGCGUGAGCUCUUAGCGUAGGUUCUUUUUAGACUCACAGGAAGAACUGUCUGUUACUUUUUGGUUUUUCUUUACGGUUACCCUCGACAUUAUCCUUCAGAAAAAAAAACAAAAACCAAACAUGUCCAAGUCUUUGAAGAAGAUAGUGGAGGAGAGUCGGGAUAAAAACCUGCCAGAGGUGGAGAUGUGCGACAGGGGAAUCUCCAACAUGUUGGACAUCCCAGGACUGUUCACUCUGUCCAACAUCACUCAGCUGGUUCUCAGCCACAACAAGCUCAGCGCUGUUCCUGCAAACGUCUCUGAACUGAAAAACCUGGAGGUUCUAAACAUGUUCAAUAACCAGAUUGAGGAGCUUCCCACUCAGAUCAGCAGCCUCCAGAAGCUCAAACACCUCAACCUCGGAAUGAAUCGUCUGAGUACCCUGCCCAGAGGGUUUGGGUCACUGCCAGCGUUGGAAGUGUUGGACCUCACCUACAACAAUCUGAACCAGAACUCACUGCCUGGAAACUUCUUCUACCUCACUACACUGCGUGCUCUGUAUCUGAGUGACAAUGACUUUGAGGUUCUGCCGGCAGACAUAGGGAAGCUGAGCAAGCUGCAGAUACUCAGUCUGAGGGAUAAUGACCUGAUCUCAUUACCGAAGGAGAUCGGAGAGUUGGCCCAACUCAAAGAGCUGCACAUCCAGGGCAACCGACUGACUGUCCUGCCCCCUGAACUGGGUAAUCUGGAUCUGACGGGUCCAAAGCAGGUGUUUAAGGCAGAGAAUAACCCCUGGGUAACUCCGAUCGCAGACCAGUUCCAGCUGGGCGUCUCCCAUGUGUUUGAAUAUGUCCGCUCAGAGACCUACAAAUAUCUCUACGGCCGACACAUGCAGGCCAACCCAGAACCACCGAAGAAGAGCAACGACAAGAGUAAGAAGAUCAGCCGCAAACCACUGGCAGCGAAGAACAAGUAAAGACCAGACGAACGCCCAACCGGCCCAAACCGGUCCAACCAGCUCCACUCACUGCAUGUGCCUUCUCCUUCCUCCUUUGUGCUUUAUGAAAAGCAGUUUUGUAUUAUAUGAACAAUAAUGACAGUAUAAUGGUUUAAUAUGACUCUGUAAAGCCCUUUGAGAUAACCUUGUUGUGAUAUUGGGCUAUACAAAUAAAGUUGAAUUGAAUUGAAUUGAAUAUAAUGACAGUAGGCUUCUACGUAUGUUCUGUUCGGAUCGUUUGGACUGAAUUCUGUUGUGCAUAAGGUCUGUUCAUGACUGGUAUUGGUGCUCCAGACUGACUGGUCCCAGGUUCAGGUCCAGGUCCAGGUCCAGGUUCAGUUCUGCUGCAGAACACCUGCUUCUCCAUCAGUACGUAGACGGAUGGUCUGCAGGUAUUUACCAUCAUCCAUAUAUUAAAUCAGUACUUGAAUAUUUGAAUCUUUCAUCCAUUGAAGAUUUUUUAAAAAUCAGUUUUUAGGAAAUUAAGGCUCUUCAUGUAUUUUUUUUUCCAGCUAGUAUCUAGUCCUCAGCCUUUAACCCAUAAAGACCCAAAGACACACCUUUAACCUAA